Molecule: messenger RNA, 5573 nt
Organism: Cynoglossus semilaevis (tongue sole)
Lineage: Eukaryota; Metazoa; Chordata; Actinopteri; Pleuronectiformes; Cynoglossidae
Gene: scube2
Product: signal peptide, CUB domain, EGF-like 2
Exons: 23
Coding region: 1553-4621 (1022 amino acids)
Biological process (GO): signal transduction
Cellular component (GO): cell surface
Molecular function (GO): calcium ion binding
Source: RefSeq, a predicted model, not a curated record
AUCGCUCUAUAAAACUGUGUUUUGCACUUAUGAAUAAUGCUUUCACAAAUUCUGACAACAAUAGUACAUGGAGAUGUACUUGAAUAGAGUUUUUUAAGAAUUAGAGUUAGUCGUGCGAUUAACCAGUGACACGGUGUAUGCUGAUAAUGCAGGUUGAAAUAAUCACUUGCAAAAACAAUUGUGUAGGAGGAUUGAAGUGAGAGAGGAUCACAAGCAAUUCAUGUCACAGGUAGAGGAGUUAAAGAACAUUAUAUACAUGUAAAAGAAAAUCUGGAGUUACAGUUUAAUUUUUAAAGUCAAAAGAUGUCCAGCAGUGACAUUAACUCACUAAUUUUUCUGAAAUAAAUCCUAAUUAAGAUCAGAGAUGGAAAAGACCGCAAAUAGAGACAGAGCCUUUUACCUUCACAUUUUUACUUACAAUAUGAGUCAACUUUAGCUGUUGGUGGAGAGAACUCAAACUGCUGAUCACCAUGCUGUAUCGCAGGAGCACAAACCACUUCUGCUUAUGUUGUCAAUGUUUUUAUGUUUCCCAUAGAUAGAUAAUAUAAUAAUCUACUAUUUAAUGUAAUAAUACACAUUGGUGAUAUUGUAUUACCACAAUACAAUAUCACAGCCCUCUACUGUGUGGCCAAGCCAUCAGCUAUACAUCAACUGGCAGGAGCCUGGUUUUAAGGGAAAAUCUCGGUAGAGGGCAGUGUUCUUGUAAAUGUAUUCAUAUUCACACACCACUGGCCCAUUCCACGGACACGAGAGGAUUAUCUUCAGUAAUACUAUAGUAGUAUGUUUUAUACAUUUCUGCUAUAAUCUGACCAAAUUCUAACAUUAAACAUUAGAACUUAUUCUACCACAAACAGUAACAAUGUUAUUGAGAGUUCCAAGUACACAUCACAAUCACACUGAACUUUUAGCAACUAGUUAAAGCAGUGUUCCCCAAAGUGGGGGGCGGGCCUCCCAGUGGGCAUGAAUGUAUUGCGGGGGAGGAGGAUUGGUACAGAAAGACGAAUUAAAUAAAAUGUUAAAUGUCCCUUUAUUUGUGUUUCAAUUAGAAAAUUAACUGAUUUGCAAUUGUAUUUUCUUGGUUCAUUGACAUCAGCGGUUUUGUAGAAGAAACUGUGUUUUAAAUGAAAUUCAAUGGAGAUUUGAAGCAAUAGAUGUAAAUGUGUUGAGGGGGGACGACGACCCAUCUACAAGAGGAGGGCGCUGCAGGAAAAGUGUGGGAAACACUGACUGAAUGUGUGCAUUAACCUGAAAUGUUACAACAUUUAUAUCUGAUCAUUAAUGGUAACGUUCACUAAGACUGAAUAACAUUAGGUUCCCAUGAGAUUUACUGGUCCUGAAGAUGGUCUCUCUGCCUGCCCCUCUCCCUCUCUCUCUCUCUCUCUCUCUCACACACACACACACACGCACACACACUAACUCACUCCUUUUCUCUUUUCAAAAGCCCCUUGUGAGGCAGAUUGACAGGCUAGAAUGAAAAUGAGGCGGACGCAGCCUCACGGCUCCAGUGCGUACGCGUCCCUUUGAGCAGACUCUAAACUUGGAUCAUAUCACCAUGGGACCUGUUUGGGCUGCGAGGCACUUCUGUUUGUUUUUGCUCUUGUUAAAUAGUCGCCAAAGCGCUGCGCUACCAGAGAUUCGAGCAGAUCCAUGUGCGGACGGCAGUGAUGGCUGUCACAUUGAUGCUAUUUGUCAGACGACCCAAGGCUCGUACAAGUGCACGUGUAGAGCAGGCUUUAAAGGAGAUGGACGACACUGUGAAGACACGGAUGAGUGUGACAUGGAGCACAACGGCGGCUGUGUACACGAGUGCAACAACAUCCCUGGCAAUUACCGUUGCACUUGUUAUGAUGGAUUCCAUUUAGCACACGAUGGACACAACUGUCUGGAUGUGGAUGAAUGCAAGUUCAACAACGGAGGAUGCCAGCACACUUGUGUCAACACCAUGGGCAGCUACGAGUGUCGAUGCAAAGAGGGAUUUUUCCUCAGUGACAACCAGCACACAUGCAUCCACCGCUCUGUGGAGGGCCUCAACUGUAUGAAUAAGGAGCAUGGCUGUGCCCACAUCUGCAAAGAGACGCCCAAAGGGGGUGUGGCCUGUGAAUGUCGCCCAGGGUUUGAGCUGGCCAAGAACCAGAAAGACUGCAUCUUAACGUGUAACCACGGCAACGGAGGCUGCCAGCACACCUGCGAGGACACAGAGAACGGUCCCAUAUGCAGGUGUCACCUCAGGUACACACUGCAGGCCGACAAGAGGUCAUGUGUAGAACGUGACGAAGCCACCACUGAGUCCUCAGACCACAACUCCACGUCCUUCACCGAGGUGGACAAACGGGUCAAACGCAGACUGCUCAUGGAGACCUGUGCAGUGAACAAUGGCGGGUGCGACUGCACCUGUAAGGACACAUCUACAGGUGUACGCUGCAGCUGCCCAGUGGGCUUCACACUUCAGCCGGACGGAAAGACAUGCAAAGAUAUUGACGAGUGUGAACUUCAAAACGGCGGCUGCGAGCACUUCUGCAGGAACACCAUCGGCAGCUUUGAGUGCAACUGCAGAAAAGGCUUUAAGCUGCUCACAGACGAACGAUCGUGUCAAGAUAUAGAUGAGUGUUUUUUCGAGCGGACAUGUGAUCACACGUGUGUGAACUUCCCCGGUGGUUUUCAGUGUCUCUGCAACAAAGGCUACACCAUGUAUGGACUGGCCCACUGCGGAGAUAUAAAUGAAUGCAGCGUGAACAAUGGCGGCUGUGAGCAGGGUUGUGAGAACACCAUGGGUGGAUUUGAAUGCUUUUGUCAUCCUGGCUACAAACUGCACUGGAACAAAAAGGACUGCGUUGAGGCUGAGGGUUUACCACCUGCAAAACCCCCCUCUAAACCCACACUGAACUGCAGUAAGCAGGAGGGAGGAGACCGAUGCUUCCUCACAUGUCAGUCCCAAGUUCAUAUCAGCAGUGGGACGGAGGAUUCCUACACGGUCACCUGUGGAAUGCCCCUGCCCUGCUUGGCUGACGCACAAAAGAACAACAGCGGCUUGUAUUGCUUGGCUCCAGAAACGGCUGGCGUUCCUCGCAUUAAGACCACGGCCACCUUCAGAUCUGGCACUGCAAAGUGCAACUUGAAGCGAAGUCAGGAGAAACUCAGGGAGAGUUUGAACUCUGCACACUCAGACAGCAGGUUCCUCUUCACUGAAAAUGUGCAGUUCAGUUACGUCAGCCUGCGCUGUAUCUCGUCAUCCGGACAGCGGUUCCGCAGCCGUCACGGCCGGAAGGCGGGUGAGGAGGACGGCUCCUUGAUCACUGCUGAGUUUGAGCUGGAUGUGAACGUAGAGGAGGUAACAGCAGAGAGCUGUGACCUGAACUGUGUGCGCCGACGCUCAGAGAAGAGGCUCCGGAAGACCAUCAGGACCCUGAGGAAAUCCAUCAACAGGGAACAGUUUCAUCUACACUUUGCCGGGUCAGAUUAUGAGCUUUCCAAGAAUCCGGAGCCACCGGCAGACCUGGCAGGACACUGUGUUGGAGGACAGGUGCUGAUGGGCAGGAAGUGUGUCAAGUGUAGCGUUGGUACUUACUAUGAUGCAGACCAGGGAAGGUGCGUGACGUGUCCAGCUGGGACAUAUCAAGAUGAGGAGGGACAGAUGUCCUGUGAGGUCUGUCCUGGGGCUGAAGGACGAGAACUUUCCAAGACAGUCGGAGCUCGAAAUAUGUCAGAGUGUGGAGGUCAAUGUUCUCCAGGUCACUACUCCCAUGAUGGAUUCAUCCCCUGCCUGCCCUGUCCACUGGGAUCCUACCAGCCAGAGGUAGGCCGCACUUCCUGCUUCCAGUGUGGAGGGAACCUGGUGACCAAGCGCAGUGCUGCUGUAACCUUCCAGGAGUGUGAAACCAAAGUCCACUGCUCUCCAGGACAUUACUACAACACCAGCACCCAUCGCUGUAUCCGCUGUCCUAUGGCAACGUACCAAGGGGAGUUUGGUCAGAACUACUGCAUGGCCUGUCCGGGAAACACCACAACAGAUUUUGAUGGCUCAACUAAUAUCAUGCAGUGCAAAAACCGGCAAUGUGGAGGAGAGCUGGGAGAUUUUACUGGCUAUAUUGAGUCUCCAAACUACCCAGGGAAUUAUCCCGCCAAUGUUGAAUGCACUUGGACCAUCAACCCUCCACCCAAACGUAGGAUCCUUAUUGUCGUCCCAGAAAUCUUCCUGCCCAUUGAGGAUGAGUGUGGAGACUAUUUAGUCAUGAGGAAAAGUUCUCUGUCCAACUCUGUGACAACCUAUGAGACAUGUCAGACAUAUGAACGGCCCAUCGCUUUCACUUCCCGCUCCAAAAGGCUCUGGAUACAGUUCAGGUCAAACGAAGGCAAUAGUGGAAAAGGCUUUCAGGUCCCAUAUGUCACAUAUGACGAGGACUAUCAGGAAUUAAUAGAAGACAUUGUGAGAGACGGUAGAUUAUAUGCUUCAGAAAAUCACCAGGAAAUUUUAAAGGACAAGAAGCUCAUGAAGGCGUUGUUUGACGUGUUGGCUCAUCCACAGAACUUUUUCAACUACACAGCUCAAGAAUCCAGAGAAAUGUUUCCUAAAUCCUUUAUCCGCUUCCUGCGUUCCAAAGUGCUGAGAUUCCUUCGCCCUUAAAAAAGUUUUUGCUGGUUCUCUGGAUUUUAAAUCACUGGCUUAUAUUGGAUAUUGGUUAAGGCAACUGGUUAUUUCCAAAUGUCACUUUUGCAAAACAAAAGCAAAACCUACUGUCUUUAUAUUGAUGAAGAAGGUUGAAGACCCUUGAUCUAAUCUUUUCAAGAAAUGCAUAACUGAAGCUUUAAGUGAAGAAAAUCAUUUGUGGAGUGGCAUUGGAAUAAGGUGAGAUCAAUUGCAGGUUUUGGCCCUUUCUGUAAAUCUUUUAAUUAUUAACAGCAAAACAUUACAUUCACCUGUAGGUGAAACAUCACUGUUUAAGGCACUUCAUGCCAACACAUGAUCUGUUUCUUACAGAACUGUGGCUGUGAGUAAUAAUUUUUACCAAACAGUCAUGCUUUACACUGACCAUCAGUGAUAAUUAGGUGACCAAAUAGAUAACUUAGUCAACUAUUACAGAACAGAAAAAAUAACAACAAAAACAAAAAUGUUUCUUGAAAAAAAGCCCUAUACAAGAAGUAGUGGCACCACAAAAGCAAUUAUUUUGAUCAAUAUUUUGUAUAUGAUGUAAAUAGUUUUAGGUGAGAUGCUAAUUUGUUGUAGCAGCUUCAUUCAUUUUCAAAGUAUAGCUUUGGUGCAAUGCUGGUGGCCUUUGUAUUUUUAACACACCAAAAGGAGCGAUGUCGGUUUUGUACAUCAUUGACACAUCAACUGCUUCAGCAAAAUUAAAACAUUACACAUGAGUACAUUGUGUACAAUGAACUAUCAACCAAAGAGAAAUGAUUGAUGUGCAGACAGUGAUGUGCUGCCAAAACCUAAACACAAUGUUAAAGUCCAUGAAACGUCCUGUAAAAUAGAAUUAUGCUGUUCACUUGUCUUAGAUGAUACAUGUAUGUAUAUUUUUAUGGAUUUGUACAUCUAAUAUGCUGUAAAUAAAGAUAGGAACGUUAUUAUA